ACGUGUACGUAGGGGCCGGCCGGAAGACUAAGGCUGGAGCUGACGCGGCCGGGUUUGGCCGGGCCGGGCUAGGCGAUGGCGGCUGUGGAGCGGGACGGGGAUCAGCUGUCCACGCGGCCAGCCCUAGAGACCGAGGGGCUGCGCUUCCUUCACGUCACGGUGGGCUCCCUGCUGGCUACCUAUGGCUGGUACAUCGUCUUUAGCUGCAUUCUUCUCUACGUGGUCUUUCAGAAGCUCUUCACCCGGCUGAGGGCCUUGAGGCAGAGGCAGCUGGAUCGAGCUGCCGCUGCUCUGGAACCUGAUAUUGUUGUUAAACGACAGGAGGCUUUAGCAGCUGCUCGUUUGAAAAUGCAAGAUGAAUUAAAUGCACAAGUUGAAAAGCAUAAGGAGAAACUAAGACAGCUUGAAGAAGAGAAAAGGAGACAGAAGAUUGAAAUGUGGGAUAGCAUGCGAGAAGGAAAAAGUUACAAAGGAAAUACAAGAAAGCCUCAGGAAGAAGACAGUCCUGGGCCUUCUACUUCAUCAGUCAUCCCAAAACGAAAAUCUGACGGAAAGCCCUUGCGGCGAGGAGGUUACAACCCUUUGUCUGGUGAAGGAGGUGGAGCCUGCUCCUGGAGACCUGGACGCAGAGGUCCAUCGUCUGGUGGAUGAGGCUAAGAAUCUCGUUAGUGUUGCUUUUGACACUAGCAAGAUGAAUCCUUAACCCUCGACUCAAUUGCCUUAUGCAAGCUUUUCACAGUGACUACCCAGGGGGAGGGGGCUUUCUUUCUGUUCUUAACUGCAUCUGUGUCUUCAAGGGUUGAAGGCAGCAUAUAGAGCAUGGACGUGGCCACUAGGCAGUAGUUGCAGUUGGUCACACUGCACUGAAGCCAGUGACUGUGUUCACUGAUUUCAUGGGUCAUUGCUAGUUGAUAGCUAAAGGCCUCCAAGUGAUUGGCGAUCUUGAUAAAAGAGACCUGGCAAUGAUCCUUCAAGUUAACAGGUCCUUGCUGGUAGGACAGUCUCUGUGACAGGUUGCGUUGAAUGAUGUCUUCCUUGUAAAUGGUGAGCCCACCAGCGAGGAUUACUGAUGCAGAGAGUUGAUGGGGUUGUUUCUGUAUAUUUAUUUUUAUGUACAGAGCUUUGUUAAAAAAAAAAAAAAAAAGAAACUAUAAAAAAAAUUUGCAAGGAACAUUUUCAGCAUCUUUAUCAAAUUUAAGGAAAUUUCAUUAUGAACUUGAAUUUGUCUAUCUAAUAUUACACAGCUUUUUAUUAUUCAUAACCUCCCACUAAUAUUAUUUUCCCUUCUCAUUAUUCCUCACCUGCAAUGAGCAUGGCAAGUGGCAGAUAGCUGUAGUGAUUUUCAGAGUUGGCAGGCUCCUUGGGGUUUAUCCACAAAAUCAGGCACUUGGAGUUGUUUCUGAAUUAAGAGGAUAAAGAAACAUCUUGCCUAGAGGUACCUCAGGGGCCAAUGAGGUUUCUGGGAGCCCUUUGGGUCAUCCCUCUUGCACUCAUUUCUUAUGUACUUGUCUAGAACUUUGGUCAAGUAUGCUAUAAAGGGCCUGAUAGUAAAUAUUUUAGACUUUGCAGCUGCAUAGUCUUUAUAUUUUUACAUUUUUAAAGGAUUGUUAAAAACAUUUAAAAAUUCUUUAGCUCAUGGUUGGAUUUGUCCUGCCUGCUAUAGUUUGCUGAUCCCUGCUUCACAUCAAGAUUUUAAGAAGGAACAAAAUUAACCUGCAGAAUAGUGAUGAUUAGCUGGGAAAGUAUUCCAGAAAUGUCUCAUAUAAAUUAAUCAACAUAUGUUGAGUAUGUGAAAUAUUCUGUAGUUGUCUCUUGACAUAUAUAAAGGAAAAAUAUAGUUUGGUCUUAGGGGGCUUAAAAUCUCCUGGGGAGGGCUGGAGGGAGUGAAAACAGGAUUUUGAAGACAGUGUGAUUGCAAACAAAUGGGCUGGAGUAGUCAAAAUCAAGUAUUUGAGUCUGGAGACAUUUGAGUGAAAUUUUGAGUGGAGGAAUGUGGGAGUUCCUGGCAGAAGAGAGGGUCAUUGAAAACCAGGGUGGGUCUCCUGAGGUUUAGGAAAGCCCUUGAACCUUUAUCUGAGUUACCAGUUUUUACCCAGAUUGGCUUUCCACCAGCAUGGAAGACUCACAACAUGGGAAGUUUUAGACUUAGGUUAAAAUAUUCCACCCAUGUUUGUUAUUUACAUAUAGAGAGAUUCCUGUAGGUUUUAAAGGAACUUUUAAAGAAUUCUUCCUUUAAUGUAUUUUCUGUAGCUGAAAACUUGUGUUAAGCAGCUCUCAACUAUUCAUUUUAGAAGUAGAAGGGCAUGGUUCAGUACACUAUUAGCUGUGACUUUUCCCUCAAACCUCAUUUUGUUCCCAUAAAUUUAGGAAUUAUCAAGUCAGGGACACAUAGGAAGAAACAAUGACUUCUGUGUACCCACCUUGCAUCUGGCACCAUGAGGUGGUGGUGGAGGGGGUGGUGCAAUGUGGAGAAUUGAUUGGGAGAUAAUAAAGGGGAGAAGGAAACUAAUUUGUGUAAUAGUUAGCAUUUGAAGAGCACUUGCUGUGUGCCAGGCACAUACAUUUAUAGUUAAUCCUCACUACAAUCCUGUGAGGUAGGUACUUCUAGUUAACCUUGGUUUUCAGAAACUGAAGCUUAGAGGGUCACCUGGUCCAAGGCGCUGAUCACUAUAGUCUACUUUGUCCUUGUGUUCCUAAUAGCCAAGGGCCAUAGAUAACCAAGAUGGGAGCUUGAUCUGGCUAAUGAAACAGUUAUCAUGUGGAAUAGUGAAUACUUGGGUGAAAAUUGUGUGCUACAAGUCUAGGGCAGUAAGCAUUUCAGAAGGGUGGACCAGAAGAGGUAGGAAAUAUCUCUUGCCAGAAGAGAUAGGUCCUGUGCUGAUAUUGAAAGAAUGAGGAAGUGGGGCCAGAACGUGAGGCCCAUGGGGAAGAAGGGAUGGGUCAGAGCCGUGUCAGACCGGCAGAACACUGCCUUAUGCCUCAAUGGAGGGGCUGCAGCUGAGAUCACAGCAUGAACCCAGUAUAGACUGCCAGCAGCUUGAAACUGAUGCAGUAGACACUUGAGAGCUAUUAAGGUUUAAAUGAUGAAUGCGUUACCCAGUCUACCCUGGUCAUGGAGCAACAUUAGUAAAUGUGGGGCAAAAUAUGCACAGACCUUCAGCUGAAACUUUCUGGUGGCUAGCAUUGUGUCCUUGGCCAAAUGCACCUGCCUCUGCAGGAGGAGAAAGGAACUAUUCCCUCCUUCUCAAGGACCACUCUUCCCUCGCUUCCUUCUCUCCACCAUGCCAUCAAGUCUUUCUCAUAAGAACAAAGCCAUAUCACAUACCCAAAGCCCUGGUUCCCUCUGGUGCUCUAGAGUGAGCUUUGAGUUGUCUCCACUCAUCAGGAACAGAUUAAUGCUGCUUAAUGCUAAAGAUGCUAUUCCUGGAUCAUUCUCUUUCAUGCCCCAGUGGAGUUUUUGGUCUUGUCUUAUUUGACCUGCCAGCACUUGACCCUCCUUGCAGCACUCCCUUCUCUUGCCUUCCAUAACACCACACUCUCUGGGUCUUUACUCCCAAGACAGCCCACACCUCUCUCCUGUGCGUACCCUGCCCAGGGCUCCUAGUCUUCUUGAACAAGUUCCUGUAUUCUCUCUCCAAUUUCUCUUCUUCCAUUUGCUGUUAUAUGUUCCACAAAAGUUCUUCUUAAGUUGAUGUGUCUGAUGAUUCUUGGCACUCAUCAUUUGCAGUAAUUGAGCACUCCUUGAAAAAUACUAUUCUCUUGACUUCUGGGACUCUGCACUUGUCUGGUUUUCUCCUGCCUUUCUGAUCAGUCUCUUGCUGCUUUUCCUGAUCUUCCUGACCUCUGAAUGCUGAAGUUAAAGAAAGUUACAAAAGGAGUUAGAAAAGGCAAAAAGGUGUAAGCAUCACUGUAAUGCCACUCGAUGUGAGUGGCAUUGGAGAAACCACAAAUGUAUGAUGUCGUGAUUAGGCAUAUUGGUAUAUGCAGCUUGAAGUAAAAUGUCAGCAUAUUGUACCCCAAUUCAAAUACUGUAUCUCAAAAGAACUUAGAUAGAAAAUGAUGCUGUGCUCUGGGAAACUGAAAACUCAGAGUCAGUCUGGUGAUGAAGAAGAUGCUGUAAACAGUGCAGACACGUGCCCUGCCCUCGUGGACCAUGCGAUGCAUCCACAGUGGGCGGGGGGGGGGGAAGAUGAGCAUCACACAGUUACAAAAAUAAAUGACUGGAGAUAGCAAAGCAUGGCAGAGUAGAAAGACGUGAGCUCACCCCUUCUUAACACUGAAAUCACAACUAACUGCUGAACAACCAUCAACAAAAAAAGAUGCUGGAACCUACCAAAAAAAGAUACCCUAUACUCAAAGACAAAGAAGCAGCCACAAUGAGAUGGUAGGAGGGGCACAGUCGCAAUAAAAUCAAAUCCCAUACCCACCAGGUGAACAACCCACAAGUUGGAAAAUAAUUAGAACACAGAAGUUCUCCCACAGGAGUGAAAGUCCUGAACCCCACUAACUUGGGGGUCUGGCAAUGGGAGGAGGAACCCCAGAGAGUCUGACUUUUGAAGGUCAGUGGGGUGUGAUCUCAGGAAUUCCAUAGGACUGGGGGAAACAAACUCCACUCUUGGAGGGCACACACAAGGUUUAGUGCACACCUGGACCUAGGGAAAAAAGCAGUGACUGCUUAAGAGACUGGGCUAGACCUACCUGAUAGUAUUGGAGGGUCUCCAGCAGAGGUAGGGAGCGGCUGUGGCUGUGGGGACAAAGACAUGAUCAGUGGCAGCUCUGGUGAGAACUCAUUGGUGUGAAUCCUCCAGGAGGCUGCCAUUCACCCCCACAAGACCUAGCCCCACCCAACAGUCUCCAGGCUCCUCAAGCCAAACAACCAACAGGGCGGGAGCACAGCCCCAUCCAUCAGGAGACUGCUUAAAGUCUUUCUGAGCAUAGCCCUGCCCACCAAAGGGACAAGACCCAGCUCCACCCACCAUAGGGCAGGAACCAGGCCCUCACACCAGGAACCCUGCACAAGCCCUCUUAGACAGCCUGCCUCAUCCACCAGAGGGCAGACAGCAGAAUCAAGUAGAAUUGCAAGCCUGUAGAUCAGAAACCACAAUCACAGAAAUUUAGACAAGAUGAGAUGGCAGAGGAAUAUGUCCCAGGUGAAGGAACAAGAUAAAACCCCAGAAGAACAACUAAGUGAAGUGGAGACAGGCAAUCUACCAGAAAGAGAAUUCAGAGUAAUGAUAGUGAAGAUGAUCCAAGGUCUCGGAAGAAGAAUUGGAGGCACAGAUUGAGAAGAUACAAGAAAUGUUCAACAAAGACCUAGAAGAAAUAAAGAACAAACAGGUGAACAAUACAAUAACUGAAGUAAAAACUACACUAGAAGGAAUCAAUAGCAGAGUAACUGAGGCAUUAAGAAUGGAUAAGUGACCUGGAAGACAGAAUAGUGGAAAUCACUGCCAUGGAACAGAAUAAAGAAAAAAGAAAAAAAGAAUGAAAAGAAAGACAGUCUAAGAGACCUCUGGGACAACGUUAAAGACACCAACUAUUGCAUUUUAGGGGUCCCAGUAGGAGAAGAGAGAGAGAAAGGACCUGAGAAAAUAUUUGAAGAGAUAAUAGCUGAAAACUUCCCUAACACUGGAAGGGAUAUGGUUGCCCAAGUCCAGGAAGCACAGAGAGUCCCAGGUAAGAUAAACCCAACGAGGAACAUGCUGAGACACAUGGUAAUCAAGUUGAUAAAAAAUAAAGACAAAAAAAUAUGAAAAGCAACAAUUAACAUGCAAGGGAACUCCCGUAAGGUUAUCAGCUGAUUUCUCAGCAGAAACUCUGCAGGCCAGAAGGGAGUGGCAUGAUAUAUUUAAAGAGAUGGAAGAAGUUACAACCAAGAAAACUCUACCCAGCAAGGCUCUCAGAUUCCAUGGAAAAAUCAAAAGCUUUACAGACAAGCAAAAGCUAAGAGAAUUCAGCAUCACCAGACCAGGUUUGCAACGAAUGCUAAAGGAAUUUCUCUAAGCGGAAAAGAAAAGGCCACUACUAGAAACAAAAUUACAAAUGGAAAAGUUCACAAGUAAAGGCAAACAUAAAGUAAAUGUAGGAAAUCAUCUGCACAUAAAUAUCAAAACCAGCAAUUGUGAGAAGAGGAGAGCACAAAUGCAGGAUAUUGGAAAUGUGCUUGAAAUUAAAAGACCAGCAACUUAAAACAAUCUUGUUUAUAUAUAGACUGCUAUAUCAAACCCUCAUGGUAACUGCAAACCAAAAAACUACAAUAGAUACACACACACACACACACACACACACAAGAAUCCAAACACAACACCAAAGUUAGUCAUCAAAUCACAAGAGAAUAGAACAAAAGAGGAAAGGAAGAUAAAAGACCUACAAAACCAAAUCCAAAACAAGAAAAUGAAAAUAGGAACAUACUUAUUGAUAACUACCUUAAAUGUAAAUGGAUUAAGGGCUCCAGCCAAAAGACACAGACUGGCUGAAUGGAUACAAAAAUAAGACCCAUAUAUAUGCUAUCUACAAGAGACACACUUCAGAUCAAGGGACACAUACAGACAAAGUGAGGGGAUGGAAAAAGGUAUUCCAUGCAAAUGGAAACCAAGAGAAAGCUGGAGUGGCCAUAUCGUAUCAGAUAAAAUAGACUUUAUUUUUUUUAAUAAAUGUUUAAAUUUAUUUAUUUUUUAAUUUUUGGCUGUGUUGGGUCUUUGUUGCUGUGCGCAGGCUUUCCCUAGUUGUGGAGAGCAGGGGCUACUCUUUGUUGCGGUGUGUGGGCCUCUCAUGAUGCCGUCUCCCGUUGUGGAGCACAGACUCCAGGCACGCGGGCUUCAGUAGUUGUGGCUCAUGGGCUCCAGAGCACAGGCUCAGUAGUUGUGGUGCAUGGGCUUAGUUGCUCCAUGGCAUGUGGGAUCCUCCCAGACCAAGGCUUGACCCAUGUCCCCUGGAUCCUGAACCACUGCACCACCAGGGAAGUCCCAACAAAAUAGACUUUAAAAUAGACUGUUAAAAGAAGUAAGGAAGGAUGCUACAUAAUGAUCAAAGAGUCAAACCAAGAAGAAGAUAUAUCAAUUGUAAAUAUAUAUGCAUCCAACAUAAGAGGACCCCAAUAUAUAAGGCAAAUACUAACAGCCAUAAAGGGAGAAAUGGACAGUAACAAAAUAAUAGUGGGGACUUUCAACACCCCACUUUCAUCAAUGGACAGAUCAUCCAGACAGAAGGUCAAUAAGGAAACACAGGCCUUAAAUGACACAUUAGACCAGAUAGACUUAAUUGAUAUUUAUAGAGCAUUCCAUCCAAAAGCAGCAGAAUACACAUUCUUCUCAAGUGCACACGGAACAUUCUCCAGGAUUGACCACAUGCUGGGCACAAAGUGAGCCUCAGUAAAUUUAAGAAAAUUGAAAUCAUAUCAAGCAUCUUUUCCAACCACAAUGCUAUGAGGUUAGAAAUCAGCUACAAGAAAAAAACUAUAAAAAACACAAACACAUGGAGCCUAAACAAUAUCCUACUAAACAACCAAUGGAUCACUGAAGAAAUCAGAGGAAAUCAAAAAAUACCUAGAGACAUGAAAAUGAAAGCACAACAAUCCAAAACCUAUGGGAUGCGGCAAAAGCAGUUCUAAGAGGGAAGUUUAUAGCAAUAAAAUCUUACCUCAGGAAACAAGAAAAAUCACAAAUAACCUUAUACCUCAAGCAACUAGAGAAAGAACAAACAAAACCCUAAGUUAGUAGAAGGAAAGAAAGCAUAAAGAUCAGAGUAGAAAUAGAUGGGCUUCCCUGGUGGCGCAGUGGUUGAGAGGUCCCCUGCUGGUGCAGGGGACACGGGUUCGUGCCCCGGUCCGGGAAGAUCCCACAUGCCGCGGAGCGGCUGGGCCCGUGAGCCAUGGCCGCUGAGCCUGCGCGUCCGGAGCCUGUGCUCCACAACGGGAGAGGCCACAACAGUGAGAGGCCCGUGUACCGCAAAAAAUAAAUAAAUAAAAAUAAAUGAAAUAAAAAUGAAGAAAACAGUAGAAAAGAUCAAUGAAACUAAAAGCUGGUUCUUUGUUUUUUGGGUUUUUUUUUGUUUUGUUUAAUACAUCUUUAUUGGAGUAUAAUUGCUGCACAAUGCUGUGUUAGUUUCUGUUGUACAACAAAGUGAAUACAUAUAUCCCCAUAUCCCUCCCUCUUGAAUCUCCCUCCCACCCUCCCUAUCCCACCCCUCUAGGUUGUCACAAAGUACCGAGCUGAUCUCCCAGUGCUAUGCUGCUGCAUCCCACUAGCUAGCUAUUUUACAUUUGGUAGUGUAUAUAUGUGGAUGCUACUCUCACUUCACCCCAGGUUCCCCCUCCCCACCCCGUGUCCUCAAGUCCAUUCUCUACAUCUAUGUCUUUAUUCCUGCCCUGCCACUAAGUUCAUCAGUACCUUUUUUGUUUUUCUUUCUUAGAUUCCAUAUAUAUGCAUUAGCCUAUGGUAAUUGUUUUUACCUUUCUUACUUCACUCUGUAUGACAGACUCUAGGUACAUCCACCUCACUACGAACUCAAUUUCAUUUCUUUUUAUGGCUGAGUAAUAUUCCAUUGUAUAUAUGUGCCACAUCUUUAUCCAUUCAUCUGUCAAUGGACAUUUAGGUUGUUUCUAUAUCCUGGCUAUUGUAAAUAGUGCUGCAAUGAACAUUGUAGCACAUCUGUCUUUUUGAAUUAUGUUUUUCUUAGGGUACAUGCCCAGUAGUGGGAUUGCUGGGUCAUAUGGUAGUUCUAUUUUUAUUCUUUUAAGGAACCUCUAUACUGUUCUCCAUAGUGGUUGUAUCAAUUUACAUUCCCACCAACAAGCAGGAGGGUUCCCUUUUCCCCACACCCUUUCCAGCAAUUAUUAUUCCUAGAUUUUUUGAUAAUGGCCAUUCUGACCCAUGUGAGGUAAUACCUCAUUGUAGUUUUGAUUUGCAUUUCUCUAAUAAUUAGUAAUGUUGAGCAUCUUUUCAUGUGUUUGUUGGCCAUCUGUAUGUCUUCUUUGGUGAAAUGUCUGCUUAGGUCUUCCACCCAUUUCUUAAUCGGAUUGUUUGUUUUUUUGAUAUUGAGCUCCAUGAACUGUUUGUAUAUUUUGGAGAUUAAUCCUUUGUUGUUUCAUGUACAAAUAUUUUCUCCCAUUCUGAGUGUUGUCUUUUCAUCUUGUUUAUGGUUUCCUUUGCUCUGCAAAAGCUUUUCAGUUUAAUUAGGUCCCAUUUGUUUAUUUUUGUUUUUAUUUUUAUUAGGAGGUGGGUCAAAAAAGAUCUUGCUGUGGUUUAUGUCAAAGAGUGUUUUUCCUAUGUUUUCCUCUAAGAGUUUUAUAGUGUCUGGUCUUACAUUUAGGUCUUUAAUCCAUUUUGAGUUUACUUUUGUGUAUGGUGUUAAGUAGUGUUCUACUAGUUUUCUGGUGGCAUCUUUAGGAUUUUCUAUGUAUAGUAUCAUGUCAUCUGAAAAUAGUGACAGUUUUACUUCUUUUCCAAUUUGUAUUCCUUUUGUUUCUUUCUCUUCUCGGAUUGCUGUGGCUAGGACUUUCAAAACUAUGUUGAAUAAGAGUGGCAAGAGUGGACGUCCUUGUCUUGUUCCUGAUCUUAGUGGAAAUGCUUUCAGUUUUUCACCAUUGAGAAUGAUGUUUGCUGUGGGUUUGUCAUAUAUGGCCUUUAUUAUGUUGAGGUAGGUUCCCUCUAUGCCCAUUUUCUGGAGAAUUUUUAUCAUAAAUGGGUGUUGAAUUUUAUCAAAAACUUUUUCUGCAUCUAUUGAGAUGAUCAUAUGGUUUUUAUUCCUUAAUUUGUUAAUAUGGUGUGUCACAUUGAUUGAUUUGCAUAUAUUGAAGAAUCCUUGCAUCCCUGGGAUAAAUCCCACUUAGUCAUGGCGUAUGAUCCUUUUAAUAUGUUGUUGGAUUCCGUUUGCUUGUAUUUUGUUGAGGAUUUUUGCAUCUAUGUUCAUCAGUGAUAUUGGUCUAUAAUUUUCUUUUUUUGUGAUAUCUUUUUCUUGUUUUGCUAUCAGGGUGAUGGUGGCUUCGUACAAUGAACUUGGGAGUGUCCCUCCCUCUGCGAUUUUUUGGAAGAGUUUGAGAAGGAUAGGUGUUAGCUCUUCUCUAAAUGUUUGAUAGAAUUCGCCUGUGAAGCCGUGUGGUCCUGGACUUCUGUUUGUUGGAGGCUUUUUAAUUACACUUUCAGUUUCAUUCGUUGUGAUAGGUCUGUUUAUAUUUUCUAAUUCUUCCUGGUUCAGUCUUGGAAAAUUGUACCUUUCCAACAAUUUGUCCAUUUCUUUGUGGUUGGCAAUUUUAUUGGCAUAUAGUUGUUUGUAGUAGUCUCUUAUAAUCCUUCGUAUUUCUGUGGUGUCAGUUGUGAUUUCUCCUCUUUCAUUUCUAAUUUAAUUGAUUUGUAUCCUCUCUCUUUUUUUUGGUGGGGGGGUACAUGGGCCUCUCACUGUUGUGGCCUCUCCCGCCGCGGAGCACAGGCUCCGGACGCGCAGGCUCAGCGGCCAUGGCUCACAGACGUAGCCGCUCCGUGGCAUGUGGGAUCUUCCCGGACCGGGGCACGAACCCAUGUCCCCUGCAUUGGCAGGUGGACUCUCAACCACUGCACCACCAGGGAAGCCCCUCUCUCUUUUUUUCUUGAUGAGUCUGGCUUAGGCUUUAUCAAUUUUUUUAUCUUCUCAAAGAACCAGCUUUUAGGUUUAUUGAUCUUUGCUAUUGUUUUCCUCAUUUAUAUUUCAUUUAUUUCUGCUCUGAUCUUUAUGAUUUCUUUCCUUCUACUGACUUUGGGUUUUCUUUGUUCUUCCUCUAGUUGCUUUAGGUGUAGCAUUAGAUUGUUUAUUUGAGAUUUUUCUUGUUUCUUGAGGUGAGAUUGAAUUACUAUAAACUUCCCUCUUAGAACUGCUUUUCCUUCAUCCCAUAGGUUUUGGGGUGUCGUGUUUUCAUUGUCAUUUGUCUCUAGGUAUUUUUUGAUUUCUUCAGUGACCUCUUGGUUAUUUAGUAGCAUAAUGUUUAGCCUCCAUGUAUUUGUGUUUUUUACAGUUUUUUUUCCUGUAAUUGAUUUCCAGUCUCAUAGCAUUGUGGUCAGAAAAGAUGCUUGAUAGGAUUUUAAUUUUCUUAAAUUUUCCAAGGCUUGAUUUGUGACCCAAGAUGUGAUCUAUCCUGGAGAAUGUUUUGGUGUGCACUUGAGAAGAAAGUGUAUUCUGACGCUUUUGGGUGGAAUGUUCUAUAAAUAGCAAUUAAAUCUAUCUGGUCUAUUGUGUCAUUUAAAGUUGGUUUUUCCUUAUUUAUUUCCUGUUUGGAUGGUCUGUCCGUUGGUGUAAUUGGGGUGUUAAAGCCCCCUACUAUUGUGUUACUGUUGAUUUCCCCUUUCAUGGUUGUUAGCAUUUGCCUUAUGUAUUGAGGUGCUCCUAUGUUGGGUGCAUAAAUAUUUGUAAUUGUUAUAUCUUCCUGGAUUGAUCCCUUGAUCAUUAUGUAGUUUCCUUAUCUCCUGUAACAGUCUUUAUUUUAAAGUCUAUUUUAUCUGAUACAAAUAUUGCUACUCCAGCUUUCUUUUGAUUUCCAUUUGCAUGGAAUAUCUUCUUCCAUCUCUUCACUUUCAGUCUGUAUGUGUCCCUAGGUCUGAAGUGGGUCUCUUGUAGACAGCAUAUACAUGGAUCUUGUUCUUGUAUCCAUUCAGCCAGUCUGUGUCUUUUGGUUGGGGCUUUUAAUACAUUCACAUUCAAGGUUAUUAUCAAUAUGCAUGUUCCUAUUACCUUUUUCUUAGUUGUUUUGGGUUUGUUAUUGUGGGUCUUUUCCUUCUUUUGUGUUUUCUGCCUAGAGAAGUUUCUUUAGCAUUUGUUGUAAAGCUGGUUUGGUGGUGCUGAAUUCUCUUCACUUUUGCUUGUCUGAAAAGCUUUUGAUUUCUCUGUUGAAUCUGAAUGAGAUCCUUGCUGGGUAGAGUAAUCUUGGUUGUAGGUUUUUCUCUUUCAUCACUUUAAGUAUAUCCUGCCACUCCCUUCUGGCCUGCAGAGUUUCUGCUGAACAAUCAGCUGAUACCUUUAUGGGGAUUCCUUUGUAUGUUAUUUUUUAUUUUUCCCUUGCUGCUUUUAGUAUUUUUUCUUUGAGUUUAGUUUUUGUUACUUUGAUUAGUAUGUGUCUUGGUGUUUUUCUCCUAGGGCUUAUCCCUCAGGACUGUCUGUACUUCCUGGAUUUUUGUGACUAUUUCCUUUCCCACUUUAGCGAAGUUUUUGACUAUAAUUUCUUCAAAUAUUUUCUCAGACCCUUUCUUUUUCUCUUCUUCUUCUGGGACACCUAUAAUUCGAAUGUUGGUGCGUUGUUGUCCCAGAGGUCUCUGAGGUUGUCUUCAGUUCUUUUCAUUCAUUUUUCUUUAUUCUGCUCCUCGGUAGUUAUUUCCACCUUUCUGUCUUCCAGCUCACUUAUUCGUUCUUCUGCCUCAGUUAUUCUGUUAUUGAUUCCUUCUAGUGUAUUUGUCAUUUCAGUUAUUGUGUUGUUCAUUUUGGUUUGUUCUUUAGUUCUUCUAUAUCUUUGUUAAACAUUUCUUGUAUUUUCUCAA
This is a messenger RNA of Orcinus orca (killer whale), 12497 nucleotides long. It is a transcript of the gene SELENOS, whose product is annotated as selenoprotein S. The transcript has 6 exons. Gene Ontology annotation, cellular component: Derlin-1-VIMP complex; Derlin-1 retrotranslocation complex; endoplasmic reticulum membrane. Gene Ontology annotation, biological process: endoplasmic reticulum unfolded protein response; retrograde protein transport, ER to cytosol. The coding region runs from base 76 to 651 and encodes 191 amino acids. The record is from RefSeq and is a predicted model, not a curated record. NCBI's taxonomy places the organism in Eukaryota, Metazoa, Chordata, Mammalia, Artiodactyla, Delphinidae.